AUUGAAUUAAAUAAACGGCAAAACAGUGUUUGAAUGCAUGACUGAUAGCGCCGUCUAUGGGUUGAAGUGGACGUCAUUUAUUGACUUCCGUUUCCUUUUGGUUUCGGUCUUUCAUUCACUCAAAAGAUCCCAAGACGUGUUGAGACACGAAAUAAUUGGUCGAAGAGAUGGCGAAAAUGAAUAAAUUGGUGACUUCUGCCCGAAGGAAGAACCGGAAGAAUCACUUCAACGCUCCGUCACAUAUCCGCCGACGGAUCAUGUCUUCGCCGCUCAGCAAAGAGUUGAGACAGAAGUAUGGCGUCAGGUCUAUACCCAUCAGGAAGGACGACGAGGUCCAGGUGGUGAGAGGUCACCAUAAGGGUCAACAGGUGGGCAAAGUGGUGCAGUGCUAUCGGGCAAAGUAUGUCAUUUACAUCGAGCGCAUCCAACGAGAGAAGGCCAACGGCGCCAGUGUUUACGUCGGUAUUCAUCCUUCAAAGGUAUGCCUCCCCUUCCCGUCGGAUCAGGUCUUCAGUCCAUUCGCUGCUCAUAUGACACACUCCAAUCGAUCGGUGAUUGUGUUUACAGAAGAGGAAGCGAUGGAAAUGGAGAACGAGAAGCAGAUCAUUGCCACCAGGAAUAAGCUUAAGUCUCCUUGGGAUGAGUCGGAAGCACAGCUUCUCGGGUCUGUCGUGAAGGAGAAUAAGAUGAAAGACAAGAAGAUCGCCGAACUGAUUCUGGCCGAACGGUCUUUACAACAAGAGUUACGAGAGAUCCGCGAAGAGAAAGUAGUUUUGGAAAAACAACUCAAAAACGAGAAGUUGAAUGGCAUUAAAGCCAUUGAAGAGUUGCAAGAAAUGCAUGCAAUUGUCGACAAA
Molecule: messenger RNA, 857 nt
Organism: Medioppia subpectinata
Lineage: Eukaryota; Metazoa; Arthropoda; Arachnida; Sarcoptiformes; Oppiidae
Source: the annotation of a GenBank genome assembly